AUGAGACGCGCUUUACAAUCUGAAAUACGUUUCACUUGCGACCUGCGACCUGCGUCCUGCGUCUUUUUAUUAAGCUGGUUCUACAUUGGACGCAAACAACAAAUCGCAUGGACGCAAGCAAUAAAAGUCGCAAGAUUGUUGCGACUGACCUUCUACAUUGCAAUCAUAAGCGCUGCGCGCGAAUCCAGAAGAAAAUCGUCCUAUUCGGAAAUGGAUCGACGUGUCCAAUUGAGCCGUGUCCAACUGGGUGCCACCCGUCCACACUCUGUAGAACUGAGGUUGGCUGUGACUUUAUCGUUUCUUGCACAUAGUGAUAGUAUUAAUUCAAAAGCUUGGGAGUUUCGUAUUGGACGCUCCACUGUGUAUAUUAUUGUUCACGAAGUCUGUCGUGCAUUGUGGCUUGGACUUCAACCAACAUUUCUUCCUGAACCUGACAAACAGAGAUGGUCUAAAGUUGCUGAAGGUUUCUUCGAGAAAUGGCAAUUUCCGAAUUGUUUGGGAGCUCUAGAUGGAAAGCACAUCAGAAUCCAAACUCCAUCCAAUUCAGGAAGCCAAUUUUGGAAUUACAAAAAAUAUUUCAGCAUCGUUCUUCUAGCAAUGUGUGAUGCAUAUCAUAAAUUUGUAUGGGUGGACAUUGGGCAGUACGGUCCCUGUAAUCUUCCACGGACAGCAAUAAAGACUAACCAUGUAUUCAUAGGCUGUCUAGAGCUCCCCUGUCUAUAGAAAAUACAUUUGGUAUUUUGUGUGCACGCUGGCAAAUUCUU
Messenger RNA from Trachymyrmex cornetzi, 764 nucleotides. RefSeq lists its product as uncharacterized. The record is from RefSeq and is a predicted model, not a curated record. Bases 1 to 723 code for a protein of 240 amino acids. NCBI's taxonomy places the organism in Eukaryota, Metazoa, Arthropoda, Insecta, Hymenoptera, Formicidae. The transcript has 6 exons.